Messenger RNA from Schistosoma turkestanicum, 977 nucleotides. Lineage: Eukaryota; Metazoa; Platyhelminthes; Trematoda; Strigeidida; Schistosomatidae. The record is from the annotation of a GenBank genome assembly.
CACUAAUAAUUAAAGGACUAACUGUUAGUUACUGAAGCUAUUUGGAUUCGGUUAACUUCGUUCUUGAUGAAAGUGUAUGAUGAAGUAGACCUGUUUUACUUCGUCAAGCUUAUUUCGUAAUUUGAUGUGAAUAUAGCUGUUUCAGUCUGUUGCAGACUGUGCGUUCGAUUACUGCAUCGCAGAUUUUCAUCUCACUGUACGUAGAAUUUAGGGAAUUUGAUAGUAUCGUCAUUUUAUGGGUUACUGAUGUGGCUCAUAUUGUUAAACGUCAGCCUGUUCAUAAUUACUGAAUCUAGUCCAUCUUUCUAAUUCGAUGGGAGCAUGUUUCGUAUUUCCGUAGGUAAAUGUGAAUUUUGUUUCCAAUCCGAAUCUCCAAUAUAUGUUUAGACCAAUACGUACUGAUUAUUUACUAACCUUUAACAAUAACCAUUUUCACUCAAUGGUAUAUUCGUUAAACUGUUUUGAAUAAUUGUAGCGAUUCCUGUGAGUUUGGAGGAAUGUAUCACUCACUUUAUGUAUGCAGCGAAAUUAGGAAAAAAGUCUAUUCUGAUUUACAAUGUACACCCUUUAAUGGAUGCAAAGUCAUUAUUCGAUUUCUUUAAACUAUUUGGUGAAAUAAUCAGUCUACGCUACUCACCGCCUGAGGCUCGAUGUGCUUUCGAAUUUAAUAAGUCAGAAUGUGUAGAAAAAAUUCUAGCAUCUCCAAUGAAUACAAUUUAUAAGUUCAACUUGAACAAUAUUAACAUUCCUGAAUUCUAUUUAAAUAAAAAUCCUGAAUGGAUAACAGAUUAUCAAAAGUCUAAAAGCGAUUCGGAAGCAAUACUGCAAAAUUAUUUCAAGAAACGUAUGGAAUACGAUAAAACACCUGAUGACGACGGUUGGAUUACAGUCAAAAAAGGAAUGCGACUUUAAUUCAGACUUUAUUUUUAUUGCUGUAAAUUUGAUUUAAGUAUAUAUAAUAGAUAUGUUUCAUCAUG